AUGGCCCUUCUUCAUGAAAAAAGUGACAUCUGUUGCAAGUCUGAAUUGGACAUAUUUUCGGUGCCCUAUACGCAGAUGAGUAUAGUAAAAGGACCAUGGAUAGAAUAUCAUCCAGUUAGCAAUAUAACCGAUUCUGGCCCUAUCGAAUUCAACCUGUCCGGAACCUCUGAAGAAUACAUGGACCUAUCCCAAACCAUGGUUCAUGUAUUAGUGAAAGUCGUCAACCCUGACAACACCGAUCUUGCUGAGGAUGCCCCAGUUGGACCCAUUAAUCUUCUCUUACCCUCACUUUUUAGUCAGAUAGAUGUCAAACUGAAUGAGACCCUCGUGUCACAGCCAUCCAAUACAAACGCUUAUAGAGCAUUCAUAGAUGUGUUAACCCACUAUGGGAACGAUUCAAUGUCAUCCCAGUUGACACAGCAGUUAUUUUACAAGGAUAAAGCGGGAAAAUUGGAUGUGGUGAACCCUCUACUACCCCAACCUGAAGUGAAUGAUGGAUUAAAAAAAAGACACGGUUUCACGAGUGAAAGCAAGACUGUAUCCUUACUGGGGCCCUUGUAUGGGGACAUCUUUUUUCAAGAGAGACUCAUGCUCCCAGGAGUGGACGUAAAAAUAAAGCUCAAUCGAAAUAAAGAUGCAUUUUGCCUCUUGACAUCUCAUGCUACGAUGAAAUACAAGAUCGUUAUUGAGAAGGCUGCCCUCUACGUUAGAAAAGUGAAAAUCAACCCAUCCGUGAUGUUAUCGCACGCGAAAGGAUUGGAAAACACCCCAGCCAAGUACCCCAUCAAUAAAGUGGACGUACGUUCCUUUACCAUUCCCUCUGGAAAUAUGUCGAUCAAUAAAGAUAAUCUUUUUCUUGGACAGAUUCCUAACCGAAUUAUUAUAGGGUUUGUGGAUAACGACGCUUUCAACGGGAAUUAUGGAAAAAACCCUUAUAACUUUAAACAUUACAAUCUGAAUUAUAUUUCCAUCACAGUAGAUGGAGAGCCCCUACCCAUGAGGCCGCUGCGCCCCUGUUUCGAAGAAGGGAAGAGUCAGAACUAUGUAGAAGCCUACAAUACACUGUUCAUGGGAACCAGUCGAUUAUUUUCAGACCGUGGGAUAGCUAUAAAUAGGGAGGAGUAUGCACAAGGAUACACACUUUAUGCCUUUGACCUCACCCCCGAUUUAAGCGAUGGCUGUCAUUUGAAUCUGGUAAAGGAGGGGAACGUGCGUCUGGAAGCGGGAUUUGAUGUUGCUCUACCCAAUACCCUGAAUUGCAUCGUGUACUCUGAAUCACAAGGACUCCUUCAGAUUGAUAGAAGUAGGAAUGUCAUCUACGAUUUCAAAGGUUGA
Lytechinus pictus (painted urchin) is the source of this 1335-nucleotide messenger RNA. RefSeq lists its product as uncharacterized. Gene Ontology annotation, biological process: deoxyribonucleotide biosynthetic process. Gene Ontology annotation, molecular function: ribonucleoside-diphosphate reductase activity, thioredoxin disulfide as acceptor. The record is from RefSeq and is a predicted model, not a curated record. The transcript has a single exon. Bases 1 to 1335 code for a protein of 444 amino acids. Gene Ontology annotation, cellular component: cytosol. Lineage: Eukaryota; Metazoa; Echinodermata; Echinoidea; Temnopleuroida; Toxopneustidae.